AUGGAGGACCUCUCGGAGUACGCUCUGAUGACGGAGGCUUACGACUUCGCGGUCGGCUACGACGCCUGCAAAGGAAAACUGCUGCAGGCCAAGCGCGUCUUGGAGCCCAAGGAGACAGUCCUCGUGGAAGUCCCGCUCGCGGCGUGGCCCAUCGGCGCUUCAGUCCCUUUGGCGCAGUCCUCCUUCUGCGAAAACUGCCUGAAACUGAAGCCCUUCCACGCGUCCUCCCCAGCUCCUUUGUCCGCCUUUGCGUUGGCCCCUUCGUCUCCAGCUCUCCCGCUGCCUGUCUCGUCGCCUGAGGCCGACGCGCAGGGCGCAGGGGCAGACAGUCCCCACACGCCGUCGCCAGCGCCUGACUUCUUCGGCUCGCCGCCCUACAGUCUCCUGGGCAGGGACACGCCGGCCCCAGAGACGCGCCCCACAGGCGCCGCCGCGGGCGGGCUCGAGGCCUCCUUGCCGCCCCCGCCGUCGAGUCCGGCUUCGCGGCUCGCGUCUGCAGCCGCCUUGUCCGCCGAGGCGUCGCCGCCUCUCUUCGCGUCCGCUGCGUCGUCGGCUUCCGGCGCCUCCUCCUCCGCUUCGCCGUCGCCGUCAGCUGUGGAGGAAGCGGAGGAGGCCUGCGAGUUGACGCUUCAGGGAGUCCAGUGCUGGUUCUGUUCGCCUCGCUGCUUGGCCAUAGCCCUUGGCGGCGACACGCUCAUCUCCGUGCACAAGGCGCUGCCUGCGGCCUCGCAGACCCACGAGGCGCGCGCUGUCUCCGCGGCGGUCGAGGCCUCGCUCGACGGCGGCGGCUUCGCGGGCCGCGAGGAGACCCGGGGCCGCCGCAAGCGACGAGGAGACGAAGGAGCCGACUCAAGAGGUGCGGAACCCGCCUACGCGGCGCCUGGAGCGGAGAAGCUGGUUGGAGGCUGGAUGAGUGUGCUGCAGCCUCCGGCGCUGCGGCAGCUGCGCGAGCGAGACCAGUGUGCGGCGUCUCCCUCGUCGGCCAAUCCGCUCCCGUUGGAGGCGUUGGCUCGCGUGAUUGCGCGCAUCGCCGCCCAGACGCGCGCCCUGCUGGUGUCGCAUCCCGGCCUUUCGCUGGAGGAAGCCUUUUGCGCGUCGUCGCGGGCGUUUCAGCGCUUGGCGGUGCCUUCGCCCUCCGGGGGACAGGGCGGCUUCGACGUCUCCUCCUUCGCAGAGACGCUGGACGUGGAGCAACGCUUUCUCACGGCGAUUCUUCACAAGCCCCUGCACGACACGGUGGGCGAGGAGGCUGCGACUCUGCUGCUGAACCGCGACACGCUGCUGCAUCUGAAAUGCGCCCUCGCGGUGAACAGCCAAGCCGUCAACAUCUGGGGCGCCUCGACCUCCGGCGCCCUCAUGGUGCUUAGAGGCGGCGGCGUCUACACCCUCCACGCGUGCCUUAACCACAGCUGCGAGCCGAACUGCGCGGUCGCCUCCUGGGGCCAGGAGGGUGAGGGCAGCACGCUGACCGUCUCCACGCGGCGCAGAGUCGACGCCGGCGAGGAACUGACCGUCUCCUACGUCGACGAAACGCUUCCCGCAGCCAGGCGGAGGCAGCUCCUCCACGCGACCUACGGCUUUCUCUGCAGCUGCUCGCGGUGCAUCAGGGAGAGCGCUGACGCACCGCCCGCGUCGCCAGGCUCGACAGGCCCGCAGACUGGAGAGCCCGCGACGCAGGGCGAAGAUCCGCUCGAAUCAGAGAUGUAA
Besnoitia besnoiti is the source of this 1707-nucleotide messenger RNA. RefSeq names its product putative histone lysine methyltransferase, SET. The record is from RefSeq and is a predicted model, not a curated record. Gene Ontology annotation, molecular function: protein binding. Gene Ontology annotation, cellular component: nucleus. The transcript has a single exon. The coding region runs from base 1 to 1707 and encodes 568 amino acids. Lineage: Eukaryota; Apicomplexa; Conoidasida; Eucoccidiorida; Sarcocystidae.